Messenger RNA from Candida albicans SC5314, 3678 nucleotides. RefSeq names its product Hyr4p (gene HYR4). The coding region runs from base 1 to 3678 and encodes 1225 amino acids. Lineage: Eukaryota; Fungi; Ascomycota; Pichiomycetes; Serinales; Debaryomycetaceae. The record is from RefSeq and is a predicted model, not a curated record. The transcript has a single exon.
AUGUUUCUGUACUCACAAGCUAUAAGAUUUAUCAUUUUCUUGUUACCUAUAUGUUUGACUUUCAAAAUUACGGAGAAUAGGAUUGAUCGUGGUAAAUUAAAUUUUGAGAUACAAGAUAUUACUAUAAAAUCUGGUGCCUUUUGGUCCAUCGUUGACAAUUCUAUCUGCACUUUUUUUGGUAGCUUGAUGGUUGAGCCCCAAGCUAGUCUUUAUGUUUCCCUGACUUCCCCUAUUUUGGCACUUCAAGUGGCCUUUGUUUCCAUUCUUGGUGUAUUUCACAACCAGGGGAAUAUCACAUUCGACUCCAGUGCUUCAUUAACAUCAGCUACUUACAGGAUUAUUACCCUGACAUUUCGAAAUACUGGCAGAAUGUUUUUUUCAGCAUCUGGGAAGUUUCCAAAUACGAUGGAUAUUGUUGCAUCAGAUUGGACAAAUAAUGGGCUUUUGAGUUUUCAUCAGGAUCAAAGAACUAGUGGUGUGGUCUCACUUGGUUCAGCUUUGGGGACCAUAACUAACAAUGGUCAAAUUAAGUUGAGCAAUCAAGUGUACCAACAAAGAACUCAAAUUAGCGGUUCCGGUUGCUUUGUUGCCAUAAAUAACUCUACUAUUUAUAUAUCCAAUUCGUUAUUGCCGGUUCAGAUAACACAAAGUUUUUAUUUGGCUGAUAGCACGUCUUCCAUUAUAGUGGAUUCUUUUUCGGCCACUCAAACAUUCAAUGUUUAUGGAUUUGGUAACGGGAACAUGAUUGGAUUGACACUCCCGCUUGUUGGUAAUUACUGGUAUUCCUCAUAUACCUAUGAUGCUACAACUGGUAUACUUAUAAUGAGAAACGUAUUUUUGGAACAGAAGUUUAACAUAGGACUAGGCUAUAACCCUAGUUUGUUUAAAAUUGUGACAGAUUGGGGUGCUGGAAUCCCAUCUACCAUUUUAGGAUCUUUGUCUUAUUCUGGUUGUGUCCCUUCGAGACGGUUACCUUCGAUUUGUCAGAUUGAUCCAAUUAGCUCUUUAGAAAUACCAGGGACCAAACCUACACAAUUCACAAGUGUUUUUGUUUCAACCGACGAUUCUGGCCGAAAUGGACAAUAUGUUGGAUUGUUUGAAGUUGCUACUAAUAAAAACUAUGAAUGGGUGAGUGCUGUGAUAAUAAUAACCUCGAUACCUACCGUUACGAUAGAACUUCCUCCGACACUCACUUUGGAGGCCCAGUGGCUCCCCACUGUGUCAGGUGUAUUGCACACUAGUAGUACCAUUACACAGUCGACUAAAAUUGGUCUUUUGACUACAGUAUCAUUGGUCCCAGUUGCGGAAACUCAGUUAGCUUCUAGAACAUUUUCAAUUGUGGGUCCUCCAAUUCCAGAUACUACGUCACUUGAGUUAGUUGUUCCCACGAAAAGUGAAACUCGAGUUGUUACCGAAAGUACUGUUGUUCCUGUGCUACCCCCUAAAGUUACUCAUUUUACAAAUUCAUCGACGAGUAAUAGGCGUUAUUCAAGUGAAUCCAUGGUUGAUGAAGAAUUUCCCAGUGAGCCCUUCAUGUCUGAUGAAGUAUCUAUUGAAGUGUAUGAGUCAUAUACUGAUGAAUCUUGUGUUAUUUCUACAGAUUUUUCAGUUGAUGUUGACUAUUCCAGUGAUCUUAGUAUGAACUUUCAGACAUAUGACACGCUUGACACCACUGAAAUGUUUAACACUGUUGAAAACUUUGAGACGUACGACACCUUUGGCACCAUUGAGUCAUUUGAUAUUUUCGAGACGUCUCAGACAUUUGAGAGUUAUGAGACUUUCAAUGAAACUAGUGAUUUGAGUAUGUUUUCAUUAACUAGUGAGCUGUUUUCCGAUCUACCACCUCCUUUGGUUCAAACUGAUACGCCUGUCUCAUUCAAUCCUGUGCCUAGUAGGACUAACAUGAGUGAGAAAACAAUUAUGUGGGAAGUUACUAAUUCACAGGGCUCUAUUAUAACUGAAUCUGGGAUUAUUCUUAUAUCUGGUGAAUAUCAGACUACAGUAACUACAUUUCUCCGAGACCUUGACCAAAUGGAAGGCUAUACUAAAUACACUAAAACUUGGGAGGUUACCAAUAGUAAUGGUUCUGUUGUAACUGAAUCUGGGAUUAUUGAUGAAUCGGGAUCAUAUCACACUACCGUGACAACUUUCCCACAGAAAGAUCAAAAUUGGGAAUGGGCUGCUAAUACAGUAGAAUAUACUAAAACUUGGAUAGUUACCAAUGAAGAUGGCUCUAUUAUAACUGAAUCUGGUAUUGUUGGUGAGUCUGGUUUGUAUCAAACUACUGUAACAACCUUCCCACACGAGUUAAGUUCAUUUACUAUUUACCAAUCCGAAGAAGCGCAUUCGCCAGGGGUUAUCAAUGCAGGUGAUAUAGAGCUGACACCACUUGCAACUUCCCUGUCCAUCUAUCAGUCUGUUAUCAUUGAAGACGAGUUCCCAUCUUCACCAGGAAAUACUUAUACGGAUGUUUUCAGUCCUACAACUGGUCAUGAUUUAGAUCUUCCGGAUGAUACGACAUUCACACCAAGUCAGUCAUCGUCCACUACCGUUCCAAUUGAAUCUGAGUAUAUUUCAGAGUCUAUAAUUCUUGAUGCUGGGUCUCUGGUGUCUACUAUGAUAUCACCAACUACUUUGACUACUAAUUUUCCGAUUUUUGAUUCAAGUGAUAAUCAAUUUAAACAUGUUUCUUUAUGGGAUAGCAGAGUUUCUAGUAGAUCAAUUGUAAUUGUUUCCAGUGAAUUUCCUGAACUGGAUGCACCCUUGAUACUCGCUUCACCGAAUGAUGGUCUGUCAAAUCAAACCUCUACUACUGCAAGUAUUACUGUCAACGAUAAUCAAAAUAUCAACAAUCCUGAAUUCCAACAAGGCGAAGCUGUCAUUAGUAGUAGUAUUGACUCUAGUGUAUCACAUUUGUAUUAUAUUUCUGAGGAAACUUCAAUUGCCAGCAAUAAUGGUGAUCUUAGUGAUGAUUUGGAAGUUGACUUUAUUCUUUUGACACUGUUGCACGAUACCAUUAGUGCUAAGGCUACACUGGCUGGUUAUUCUUGGAAAUUCUAUCCAGAGAGUGAUGAGAUUCAAAUUGAUCAAACUGGUGAUUACAAUUAUUCCCUUGCAGGUGCUAAAACUCACAUUCACGAAAGUGCUUAUACCCAACAAGAUGCUUCCACUCAAAAAGGUGCCUCUGUUCAGCAAGAGACUUCCAUACAGCAGAGGGUUUCCACUAAACAAGAAACAUACACUCAAGAGGGGACUCAACAAGUAACUCGUACGCAAGAGAAAGUUCAACAAGGUGCAAGCCAUAGCACAACAAACUCUCAUUUUGAAGGGACUUUUAUAUCAAAAACUGCCAGUCCUACAAACAAUGAUUUCACUCUCAGCUUUGAGCCAAAAGACAAUGCUACUGAUAUUUCAAAUUCCUUUUUUGCCCACUUGCUGAUUGUUGGUAAUUCGACUGUUUUUGAAACUGAUUAUACUGAUUUUUCAUUUAUUGCAAAUUCCAACACUUUUAAGUCGGAUGCAAAUGGUGUUGAUUCUACCAGUAAUCAAACUUAUAGUGCCGGUGUUGGAGGGUCUAAUGUUUCAGGUUUAAUUAGUAAGAGUGAAUCUGUGGUACUAUUAAUUAGACCUGUAAUGAUAUUUGUGUUUUUGGCUAUUUGUGUGGUUAUAAUGUUAUGA